Molecule: messenger RNA, 4971 nt
Organism: Sapajus apella (tufted capuchin)
Lineage: Eukaryota; Metazoa; Chordata; Mammalia; Primates; Cebidae
Gene: NFYA
Product: nuclear transcription factor Y subunit alpha
Exons: 10
Coding region: 1375-2418 (347 amino acids)
Biological process (GO): regulation of transcription by RNA polymerase II
Cellular component (GO): CCAAT-binding factor complex
Molecular function (GO): DNA-binding transcription factor activity, RNA polymerase II-specific; RNA polymerase II cis-regulatory region sequence-specific DNA binding
Source: RefSeq, a predicted model, not a curated record
AUGUAGUACAUUUGGCGGGGGGGAGGGGUCCUUUGUUUUUGCUUUCACCUUUCUAUGUUACUUUUUGUCAGGUUUGACUCAGUCCACUCAUCUCUUGGUUUAUUUUAUUCGGAUACACUUUCUUAUCCUGUGUUAACGUUUUCUCAGCAAAUGUUUAGAAACUUUAACAGAGUGUUGUGGGGUUUUCCUUAGGUUGAGAGGUUGCUGUUGGCAACCAAUUAUCCAGCAGUUAGUAUAUGCCAGAUAUAACCCAUGUGUUGGGGAAGCAAUGCGUAGAGGUAAAUAAGAACUGUGCCUACCUGAUGGAAAUUGACAGGUGAACAGGUCGUUAAUACCUGUUAGUGCUAUAAAGGGGUCAAGUUCAGUGCUGUGAAGUAUCAAUGCGUGAGCUAGCCUCCGUGAAAGGCUUAUCAGCGCUGCACUUUUGAUUGGCGUUGAAGAAUGAUGAUAAUUCUUAAUUCUUCCACAGAUGGAAGAGCAUUGCUUGCAGAGAAGCAUGUGCUGAGGAAGCGAAUUACACUGUUUGAGGCGGAAAGAUGGGAUAGGGAAGUAGGCAGUAGUAGUGAUAGUUUAGGGGGGGAAACCCAGUUGGUAAACCACUUGUAUAUGUUGCUAAGGAAUAUUUUGGAAACCGUUAUUAUUUUGUGUGGAGGUUCAAGUAGAAGGGAUGUAGAACUAUAUUUUUUCCUAAGAUUGAAGAAACGAGUUUCUGACUUCUUUUAAUGGGUUCUGCUGAGUUCCUUGGGGAAGCGGCUGAGUUCUUUGGGGAAGAAGAGGAGAUUUUUGUCCUAGGACUCUGAAUUACUUUUACUCAUGUGAAUCUUCUGGUGCAUUCUCUGACACAUAGAGGAGGUCUUCAGUAUCUGGUGCUCAUUUCUAAAUUCACAUUUAAGGUUAUACAACAGGUAGGUUUCAGAAAACUCGUAUUCUGGUGCUCUUUUAUUAACUAAAACUUUGGGGACAGGUUUUAUUUUCACUUUUUAGGAUGAGUUUUUUUUAUUGUUGUUUAAAUCAUUUUCUUAUUUCAUUUGAUCCUCACGUUAUCUGCCUUAGCAGAUGAGAUGAUAUGGCUUGAAUAGUCUAAAAAACAUUUAUAUUUGCUUUUGAAAAGUUUUUUUGUUUGUUUUUGGAUACAGGGCUUUCCUCUAUUAUCCAGUCUGGAAUACAGUGGCGCAAUCAUAGCUCGCUGUAACUUGGAACUCCUGGGCUCAAGCCAUCCUCCCAUCUUGGUCUCCGAAAACAUUGGGAUUACAGGCAUGAGCCACUGCGUCCUGUCCUGGAAUAGAGGUUUUAACCUUAGGAUUUAAAAAUAGGAGUAUACCUCACAGCCUUCUAGGAUCUCCAGAGUGGACAGGAAUCUCACUUGGAGGGACCAUGGAGCAGUAUACAGCAAACAGCAAUAGUUCGACAGAGCAGAUUGUUGUCCAGGCAGGACAGAUUCAGCAGCAGCAGCAGGGUGGUGUCACUGCUGUGCAGUUGCAGACUGAGGCCCAGGUGGCAUCCGCCUCAGGCCAGCAAGUCCAGACCCUCCAGGUAGUCCAAGGGCAGCCAUUAAUGGUGCAGGUCAGUGGAGGCCAGCUAAUCACAUCAACUGGCCAACCCAUCAUGGUCCAGGCUGUCCCUGGUGGACAAGGUCAAACCAUCAUGCAAGUACCUGUUUCUGGAACACAGGGUUUGCAGCAGAUACAGUUGGUCCCACCUGGACAGAUUCAGAUCCAAGGUGGACAGGCUGUGCAGGUGCAGGGCCAGCAGGGCCAGACCCAGCAGAUCAUCAUCCAGCAGCCCCAGACAGCCGUGACUGCUGGCCAGACUCAGACACAGCAGCAGAUUGCUGUCCAGGGACAGCAAGUGGCACAGACUGCUGAAGGGCAGACCAUCGUCUAUCAGCCAGUUAAUGCAGAUGGCACCAUUCUCCAGCAAGUUACAGUCCCUGUUUCAGGCAUGAUCACUAUCCCAGCAGCCAGUUUGGCAGGAGCACAGAUUGUUCAGACAGGAGCCAAUACCAACACAACCAGCAGUGGGCAAGGGACUGUCACUGUGACACUACCAGUGGCGGGCAAUGUGGUCAAUUCAGGAGGAAUGGUCAUGAUGGUUCCUGGGGCUGGCUCUGUGCCUGCUAUCCAAAGAAUCCCUCUACCUGGAGCAGAGAUGCUUGAAGAAGAGCCUCUCUAUGUGAAUGCCAAACAAUACCACCGUAUUCUUAAGAGGAGGCAAGCCCGGGCUAAACUAGAGGCGGAAGGGAAAAUUCCGAAGGAGAGGAGGAAAUACCUGCAUGAGUCCCGGCACCGUCAUGCCAUGGCACGGAAGCGUGGUGAGGGUGGACGAUUUUUCUCUCCAAAGGAAAAGGAUAGUCCCCAUAUGCAGGAUCCAAACCAAGCCGAUGAAGAAGCAAUGACACAGAUCAUCCGAGUGUCCUAACCCCAGGCCAUGUGAUGGAGCUGAUCAAAGUCCUGUUCCUCACCAGUUUCUCACUGUUCCAGGAAAUCGAUCAACUCAUCCAGUGGGACAUUGAUGAUCACAUUCUGCCCUUUUCUACAGGACAGAAACCACUUAGUUUUUAAUAAGUGGCUCAGUAUUACAAUUGCAGCGAUGCCUGGAAAAUUGAAGUUGCAAGCCUUUGUCUUACUCUUUCAGUCAGAACCUAUUUCACACUGUUGAUGCCACUGACAUUUCAUGGAUUCAGAUGAUGCAAGGAGACACACGCCAGCCCAGCAGUACUUAAAGCACUUAUGUUGACUGGUGAAGUCAGCCAUCUCAGCAGGGAAGAACAACCUUCUCAACCAAAACUGCAGUCAGGAAAGCAGCAGCCCACUCCUUCCCAUGGAAUUUAGACAGCAUUUAUCUCUCUGGUAGGGGAUCUCACACUGAGUAACUGAAUGGACGCUUUGUAUUCAGAGAUGGCUUCCAGGCAAGGAAGUUCUAUCUUGUGAUAUGGAAACAAUAAAUUCCUGAGGUACAUUCUUCUCAUCUGUGGUAAUAAUAAGAAUUUCUGUCUGCCCAGGUGGUAGGUUGAUAUUUCUGAACUCAAGCCAAGAAAAAGCUAACUCUGGGAUAGAAUGAUAAAAGACUGAAGCACUAAAAAUAUACAUUGCUGAAUCUCUUUUUCUAGCUUUGAAAAGUUGUGGUCUGCUUGUCCCUCUGUUGACUGGUCAUCUGGACCAUAGUACUUGCUGUGGCUACUUCUAAGACAACGUAGAGAGUAUUGGACCUUGAAACUGCCUUUCCUGAGUAGAGAACAAGACUAUUCAACAACUUCUUUAUUGAAGCACUGAGGACAUUUGUAGUAACUCCUAAAGGGAGAGCCAAACUAGAGAUUUUCAGUCAUAGACUUUGUGACAGCAUCUGGGGAACUGAAAGGUUCAUGUGUUUCAGCCUAGGAGGAGAGAGGGGGAGACGGAGAGAGAGAGUAGCAUGUACACCCAUAUGUUAUAGAGCGUAAUUCUCCAGUAGAUGGAUACCUGGAAUGGAUCAUUAAGAUGAAGAGAGUAAUUCACAUUUACUCUAGAACCUUUAAUAAGCACUGAAAGGAAGAAAUCUGAGAUUUGAUCCUUGACAAUUUCUGGAAAGCACUGAUCAGUCACGCUGUCCCGGACAGAGUCCAGGUUACCCACUAGAGCCUGAAGUGGAUGUUGGCUUCACUCCCGCAGCACAAUGCUAGCCCUAGAAAAGCAUUCUCAUUCUUCCCAUGGCAGCUGAUUCUUUGGUGCCAGUUUUCAUGUUUUCUCCAUAGGCCUUUUGCAGAAAAGUUUUCUCAUUGCAUCUGUAACUGUCAGAAUAAACUGCAGACUAGAAAUAGACAUGCCUGCAGGGUCAGGAACUGGGCCAUUGUUACCAGAAUGGGUUGUGCCUCAAAUCUAUUUCUUUUCUAGAUGGUGAGCCCUGAGAGAACUAAGGUAUUUCAGAAGAGUUGGCUGUCUUCUCUGGAAACAAGGAAAACCCAAUAAUUCUGAGGAACAUUGGGGUUAAAUACCAAGAAUAAAGAUUAGGUCUUUCUUAUUUGACUUCAGCUUAACUGUAUUAAGACAGAAAAUAAAUUAAGCUCUGUAAAAACACCACAAGAUGAGAUCAUUGUAAUGAUAGAGGUACAGAGCUAUGCAAAGGAAACAGGAAGUGGAAUCUUCCCAGUCCCAGGGAUCUGGUAAUCUAUCCAGGCUUCCAGAUGUCAAAGUGCUGAUCCUUUGGUAAGCUCACUAGAAACUUCUGGCUCUCUAUAAAUAGAGUUUCAGAUAUUAAUGUUAUUCAGUAAGUCCCAAGUUUUUCAGAGGAUAGAUUAUUAACAAUGAGGAAUUUAUAUUCCUUGGUUAAUCUAGGAGUGUAAGAUGCAGAGUUCAGAAAUUACUCAGAUCUGAGUGCUUAAGCCGCCAACAGUUAUGCUAUUUAUUUGUGUCUGUAAGUUUGUACAUAGUAAUGCCAGCCUUGUUGCUGAAUUUUUUAUUUGGGGGUGGGGGGAUGAGUUUGAAUUUUGUUUUGUUUGAAAUGCUUCAGUUGUCAUUUUGUCAUUGCAUUUCAAAUAGCUCAUGACCCUUUUCUUGUGGUCACUUUAGCACACCAUAGUAGCCCACAAAGUGGGGGCAGGAUAUUGACGUUCAGAUUUUUUUCUUUGUUACUAGUUCUUUUAUUCAUUUUUAUUUGUAACUCUAGUGAUGACUUCACAGAUGCAGAAUGAAUGGAUAAAUGAAUAAUUGGUUUAAUGCCUAGUUAUGCCACUUGAGUGUUUUUUUUUUUUGGCAGGAUAAUUUUAAGUGUAUAUAUUUUAACUGCACUGGUACAUUGAACAUGUCAGUGUCUAUACCACUGGACCAACAGAGCAUUUUGUGGCUAUAGGGUGCCUGAUAAUAAUGUCUUGAUUUUUCUUUGGGACUCAACUAUAUCGAAGGUUUUUCCCCUAGCGGUAUGGGGGGUACAGGUGAUCGAUCAUUGAUGUCAUUGCAAUUGUUAUUUUUUAAAAUAAAUUUAUAAAAACACCAAAAA